Messenger RNA from Strongylocentrotus purpuratus (purple sea urchin), 1595 nucleotides. Its product is annotated as deoxyhypusine synthase. Gene Ontology annotation, cellular component: cytoplasm. The transcript is spliced from 9 exons. The record is from RefSeq and is a predicted model, not a curated record. Gene Ontology annotation, biological process: peptidyl-hypusine biosynthetic process. Lineage: Eukaryota; Metazoa; Echinodermata; Echinoidea; Camarodonta; Strongylocentrotidae. Gene Ontology annotation, molecular function: deoxyhypusine synthase activity. Bases 327 to 1559 code for a protein of 410 amino acids.
UAUCCUUGGUUCGGCCACGUCUGAAUGCACUACUUUAUUCUACAAAAAACAAUAUCAGCACAUCACGAGACUCCGCCGGACUGACUACAGUCAUACAAAUGCAUUAUGUAAUGAGCUCCAUGGCGUAGGUUUUCGAGAUUAAGACAUCAUCGCAUAUUACAUCCAGCUAAUCUCUUCCGAAGGAUCUCCUUAUAGACUUCACAGCUAGAUGUUUAUGAAUGGUAUUCAUAAAACAGUGGAUAGAACAAUAUACAGCAUCAUUCGUGAUCUUUGCAUCAGUCCGUCUGUACUGGUUGGAUGUGAGUUGAUGAUACGCUUGAACUGCAAUGUCUUGGCCAAUGUUCCAGGCGGUACGAGUACCUUCUGUUCGUCUCUGCUGCCGAUGUAUUGCUACUUUCCCACCAACAUCUCAAUCGGCCCGUUCCCCGCCCUCGUCAGCCACCGAGCCCAAUCAACUCCGGUGGACCUACCGUGAUGUUCCGGUGGACGUGUCAUCGGGGAGCGUCGAAGAUAAGAUAACGGCAUUGACAUCGUAUGAUCCUAUCCCGGUCAAAGGUUAUGACUUUAGCAACGCCAUCGAUUACAACAAGAUGAUGGAGUCGAUGAGGACUGUCGGGUUUCAAGCGUCACACUUUGACGCCGCUGUCGACGAGGUGAAGAGAAUGCUGGCAAAGAAACGUGAGCCUCUUACAGAGGAGGAGAGACGAGCGAUAAUGGAGAAGAGCUGGACGGAUAGAGCGCCCUCUAAAUGCACCAUCUUCCUAGGUUAUGCGUCCAGUAUCAUCACAAGUGGCCUUAGAGAAACCAUGUGCUUCCUUGCCAAGAACAACCUGGUUGACUGUAUCGUGACGACUGCAGGAGGCAUUGAAGAGGAUUUCAUGAAGUGUUACGGUGAUUUCUACGUGGGUGAUUUCCGUGCGGAUGGAGCGGAUAUGUUUAAGAUGAGGGUGAACCGUGCAGGGAAUAUCUUCGUACCAGAGAGUCAUUAUUACCACUUCACCGAUUUCAUGCAACCUAUUCUAGAGGACAUGAUGGACGAACAAAACAAGCAUGGUAUGAACUGGACGCCAUCGAAGAUGAUAGCGAGAAUGGGGCGAGAGAUCAACGACGAAUCGUCAGUCUAUUAUUGGGCAUAUAAGAACAAUAUUCCUGUAUUCAGCCCCGCCAUCACAGACGGAGGAAUAGGCGAUGAGAUUUUAUAUUUACAUCAAAGAAAUAAGAACAAUAAUCUACGAAUCGACAUAGCAGAAGAUAGUAAUCGUAUAAUCGAGCUAGCUCAGUCAUCCAUUAACACUGGUAUGAUCACUGUCGGGGCUGGUAUUGGGAAGCAUCACAUCUGCCAGGCCAACGCACAUCGCUCGCCUGAGGGAGCCGACUAUGCGGUGUAUUUGAAUACAGCUCAAGAAUUCGAUGGUUCCGACUCGGGUGCCAUGCCUGAGGAAGCAGUAUCGUGGGGAAAGAUCAAGGGUACAGCGAAACCCGUUAAGGUUUUCGGAGAAGCGUCCAUCAUAUUCCCGCUCCUCGUAGCAGAGACCUUCGCAAAGAUGGUAUACCCAUGAUGCAACUGAUCUUCAACAAUCCAUGAUUGGGAGGGG